AACCUGUGUUGUAUUGCCAUCUAGCGGCUGUAAAGGACCCAUCACGACCGUGCAGUUGUACAAGAAUGGCGGACUUACACCUGGUACAUUCGUCAAGCGUUUUGGUGAUGGAAAAAAAUACGAGGUUUAUAUGCCUACUGGAACUAAGAUAACAAUAGACAACAAUGGCGUUUGUUUGAACAUUUAUGUUCAUGGUUCGAUGUCUGAAUUUUCAAAUACAGAAGGUAUGUGCGGUAACUUUAACGGAAAGAAAGCAGACGACUUGGAAGGUGAAAGGGUCCAGGAGUUUAACAUAAAGUGGAGACGAACAGACAGCAUAUUUAAAGGCGUGGCCCCUAGUCCCACAGCAGCCAUGCCGACUUACUGCUACUGCGUCAGGUUCAGAAAACCAGACUGUCGCACCAGUCUUGACAACUUCAGGUGUAACGUCUUUGACUUGUCUGACAUCACUGAUCUUCUGGUCAAACACGCCAAGACGCCUGCUCCAACCAAAACUACCAGACGAAGACGAGCAGACGACACUCCUCCGGAAGUCGGAUUAAAGGCUCCAAACUAUACCAACGCCGAGGCUACGAAAAUCUGCAAGGACAUGAUAGAAACCAGCAAAACUGUUGAAAUCUGCCGCGACUACCUGCCCAACACGACAGUCUCACAGAGCAUUACUGAUUGUACUUUUGAUAUUGAGACCACAGGUGAGAGUGAUUGGGCUGAGGCCCACGUCUCCACGCUAGCAGAGCUGUGUAUCGCAGAAGCCAGGAAGGAUCCAGAUCUCUGGACAGGUAACGGCACCACACCUGGCGAACCCGAGCUGCCACAGGACAUUGCUGGAGGACUUUGUGUCAAGGACUGCGGUCAAAACGGGGACUGUGUAAAUGCACUUUGCAGGUGUAAGAACGGCUUUGAUGGUGUUACCUGCCAGGUGUCACCUGACAGUACACCAGUGGUGACACCUGGUGUGCAGCUGUGUGACCUCAUGACCUCUUCGUGUGGGAGUUUUGUGGUGGACGGCUUCAACUUCACCAGUAGCAAAAAGUUAACCUGUGUCUACACCUACGUCACGCCUGACCUGACGCCAGUGCCAGGUGUGUCACGUGGUACAGCGACAGCCGAACGCAUCAACCUGCAGCAGGUGGGCUGCACCAUGGCCCCGGAUCAAACCCGCACGGCUCUGGUGUCUGUGAGAGCGGGGGACGUGACGAGCGAGCAGAGCAUGUUGUACGUGGUCUACAACUCCAGCUGUCAGGAGUGUCAGGUGGCGGAGAACAAUGUCACGUGUCAGUGGAAGCCUAACCACUGUGUGAUCAAUGAUAAAUGUUAUUCCAACCUUCAAGUCGAUCCAGCCAAUUCAUGUCAAGUCUGUGAUCUGGCAGCAAGCACAUCCAAAUGGACAAAAUUGAAUGUUCCACAAUGUACAGCACCGAAAGUGCAGCAAAUGCCAGCUUGGUGCCAAUGGUACUGGUGGUGUUACAUGUAUCGAUUUUAGCCUGACGCAGCGCAUGCACGUGCAGAUUGAAGACUGUCGACAGAGCUUCAAAUAUUCUUCUCCGUUUUUUUCCGAUUGCAUGAACAUUAGUUUAUAUUUAAUAAUUCUUUAUUUUGAAAAUAAAAUAGCCAGAACAUUGAUUUUGAAAAUGUUUGAUUUUAGUAAUUAUAAAAUUUAAAAUAUAUGAAAAUAUUUACUAUUGUUUUGGUAUACAUAUAUUUUAUGUUAAAUGCAAAAUAUUUAAAUAUUUUCCACACUAAAGAUUGGAUCUUCUAAAAUGCUUUCAUUAAUUUGAUCU
Messenger RNA from Physella acuta, 1781 nucleotides. RefSeq lists its product as uncharacterized. The record is from RefSeq and is a predicted model, not a curated record. NCBI's taxonomy places the organism in Eukaryota, Metazoa, Mollusca, Gastropoda, Physidae.